Molecule: messenger RNA, 714 nt
Organism: Zygosaccharomyces rouxii
Lineage: Eukaryota; Fungi; Ascomycota; Saccharomycetes; Saccharomycetales; Saccharomycetaceae
Gene: RRP40
Product: exosome non-catalytic core subunit RRP40
Exons: 1
Coding region: 1-714 (237 amino acids)
Biological process (GO): U4 snRNA 3'-end processing; exonucleolytic trimming to generate mature 3'-end of 5.8S rRNA from tricistronic rRNA transcript (SSU-rRNA, 5.8S rRNA, LSU-rRNA); nuclear polyadenylation-dependent rRNA catabolic process
Cellular component (GO): nuclear exosome (RNase complex); cytoplasmic exosome (RNase complex)
Molecular function (GO): RNA binding
Source: RefSeq, a predicted model, not a curated record
AUGUCUACUGUUGUUUUCCCUGGUGAUCAGCUCCAUUACGAUGAGAAUAAGCCACUUAACAUUGGUCCAGGUGUGUAUUGUGAUCCCAAAAGUCAGAAAGUUCUCCCCAUAAAUGCAGGUUCGGCAGUGGUAUCUGAUAGUAAAAAAGAUCAGAGUCUGUAUAUUGACUACGAUUCGAAAAGGUAUAUUCCCGCUGUUGGCGAUUUAGUAGUUGGUAUUAUUGUGGGCCAGUACACUGAUAGCUACAAAGUUUCACUGUCAAGUUUUUCAACUAGUGUGACUCUUCCAUAUAUGGCAUUCCCCAAUGCAUCCAAGAAGAAUAAACCAACACUGAAGAUUGGAGACCUUGUGUACGCCCGGGUGUCUUCAGCUGAAAAGGAAUUGGAAGCCGAAUUGGAGUGUGUGGAUGCCACCACUGGUAAAGAUGCGGGAUAUGGGCUUUUGGAUGGAGGUAUGACGGUAGAUGUAACUCUUAAAUUUGCACGCCAUCUGUUGUUUGAUAACAGUUUUCCCCUUUUACCUAUACUUGCUAAACAUACUCAGUUCGAAAUUGCUAUUGGUGUAAACGGUAAGAUAUGGAUUAAAUGUGAAGAAGUUAAGGAUACCUUAGCAUGCUAUAGAUCAAUACUGGAUUGUCAAAGUUUACCAGUCUCAAACCAUAAGAAUGUUGUCAAGGAAAAUUUUAGUAAAGUUUCCAAAGUUGCCGAAGCAUGA